AUGAAUUUCACCUCCUACUUGGAUACUCCCCAAUUCCAAGCUCUCGCUCUACAUCUGAUGAUCGGCCUCGAGAUUCCCAUUCAUUUAUUUGGAGUGUUUUGUAUACUUUUUCGGACUCCAGACUCUAUGAGAUCUGUGAAAUGGGGAAUGUUGAAUUUGCAUGUGUGGAGUAUGGGACUGGAUUUGGGGGUUAGUUUAUUGACGAUUCCAUAUAUUUUGUAUCCUGCGUUGGCGGGAUUUACACUAGGGGUGUUAACCGAUUUCGAUGUUCCAAUGGCGUAUCAAGCGUACUUGUUGGCGGUUUUGAUUGGACUUCUUGGCGUCUCGAUAGUAACCAUAUUGGAAAAUCGGUACUUCAUACUAUUCGGUCGGGAACAAUGGUGGCGUCAUUGUCGUAUGCCAUUUCUUAUUUUCAAUUAUAUUUUUGCAUUGGUCUAUUUUUACCCGGCUUAUUAUUAUUUUCCAGAUCAAGCCAGUGCAUUGAAGGAGGUUUUUCGAAUGCUCCCCGAGCUGCCACAAGAAAUCUACGAUGCUCCUGUCUUUGUUCUCGCCAUUGACUUUCACUAUGUUGUGAUUCCAGUAUUUAUUAUGUCCAACUUAUUAAUCGCCGAAUCCGGGUGCUUUAUAAUUUUGAUAUAUGGAAAUAUGAAUGAGAGGACCAAGAAGCUAUCCUUAUCCCGGCACACUAUAAAAAUGCAGAGAAAGUUUUUGAGAGCUCUGAAUAUUCAAACUGCUAUCCCGCUGCUCUAUCUGAUGCUUCCCAUGGGCUAUCUAGUGACUUCUAGAAUUUUUAAUUUAUAUUUUCAAUCUGCAAACAAUUUGUGCUUCAUCAUAAUUGGUCUUCACGGAUUAUUCAGCACCAUCAUCAUGCUUUAUAUUCAUGCCCCCUAUCGAGAAGUGUGUAAAAAAGUGUUUCAUUGCAAAUUGGAAGAUUAUUCUAGACGAUGGUCCAUGGUUUCAACUGUUUUAUGA
Molecule: messenger RNA, 972 nt
Organism: Caenorhabditis briggsae
Lineage: Eukaryota; Metazoa; Nematoda; Chromadorea; Rhabditida; Rhabditidae
Exons: 3
Coding region: 1-972 (323 amino acids)
Source: RefSeq, a predicted model, not a curated record